Molecule: messenger RNA, 2208 nt
Organism: Pelmatolapia mariae (spotted tilapia)
Lineage: Eukaryota; Metazoa; Chordata; Actinopteri; Cichliformes; Cichlidae
Gene: pi15a
Product: peptidase inhibitor 15a
Exons: 6
Coding region: 167-946 (259 amino acids)
Cellular component (GO): extracellular region
Source: RefSeq, a predicted model, not a curated record
UGCAAAGCGCAAAACUACCCACUUGCAGCCCUCCCUCUCUCCGAUCCCUCACAGAGGCUUUAGAGGUGAUACCGCCUUGGCAACGCAGGGACAAGGUACCGCCGCGUAAGGAAAAAGUCAUCCAGGACGUGGGAUAUUCUCUUCUGCGGUUUGCUAAAGAGCAAACAUGAAACCUCAGCUAUUUACCUUAGACUUAGUACUCUUGUGCAUAUCUUGCGGAGCAAGUGCACUGGCAGUGACUAUUCCUGUUGUGUCCACGUCCCCGCCAGCCGCCAAUAUCACCAACCUUGGCGCAGCGCUCGACUUUGGAACAGACACUGUGACUUUUUCAAAAACCAGAAGGAAGCGGUACAUUAGUCAGAACGACAUGCUCGCAAUUCUUGAUUACCACAACAAAGUGAGAGGCAAAGUGUUUCCUCCGGCAUCCAAUAUGGAAUACAUGGUGUGGGACGACACACUGGCAAAGACGGCCGAGGACUGGGCUCAUGCCUGCCUGUGGGAGCAUGGGCCGCCUCACCUCCUCAGGUUCCUGGGUCAAAACCUCUCAGUCAGGACAGGACGAUAUCGAUCCAUUCUUCAGCUGGUGAAGCCGUGGUAUGAUGAGGUGAAAGAUUAUGCCUUCCCCUACCCCCGUGACUGCAACCCUCGGUGCCCACUCAGAUGCUACGGACCCAUGUGUACCCAUUACACACAGAUGGUCUGGGCAACAUCCAACAAAGUCGGCUGUGCCGUGCACACGUGCCACAACAUGAAUGUGUGGGGUGCAGUGUGGAAGAGGGCGACAUAUUUAGUUUGCAACUACUCUCCUAAGGGUAACUGGAUCGGAGAGGCUCCCUACAAAGUAGGCGUACCCUGCUCCGCAUGCCCUCCCAGCUACGGGGGCUCGUGCAGCAACAACAUGUGCUUCCCCGCUCUCAAGACAAACUACCUGCACUGGUUCAAAUAAACAAAGGUUUCCUCUCAACAUAAGCUGACAACCUACAGUACCACAGAGACAUUAUUUUAAUCCAGUAAGGAUUUGCACAAUAGUCGUGGACCACACUAAUUUGUAUAUAUGGGCUUAUUUAAAGACAGAAACAUGCAUUUAAAGGCAGCGUAAAAUUUUAGCUUUGAUCACUUGUAAAUAAUCUGUAAAUUAAUUUGUUUUAUACCAAAACUGCAAAGACUAUUUUAACUGAUGCAAUAUAUUUAAAUGUAAAAUGGGUCCUUUUAACAGUGCAGACUGUACAGUGCGUGGUGCUAGAAACACAUUUGGUUUUUACUAUACCAGUUUACAGCUGACAGUGUGGUAAUAAAGGACAUUACUACCAUCACAACUCCUCAUAGCUGCUCACUUUGGUGCUAUUGGCAUCACACCAUCAUGCUGUGUGCUCUGCCUUCACAGGAAUGCUCUGAUAUAAGGAUCAAAGCUUUUGACCUCAGAGGGGAAACCCCCCACACUGACAGUGUCAGCAGCUUAUAAGCUCAAGUGUGCUGCAGUUCCAGCUUUGUGUCCAGCAGCAAGUUUGUUGACAAAAGUGCAGAAUAUACAUCAGUUAGAGGGGGAAGUGGCCGUGUGAAGGCAACUUGUCAAGUUACACAACACCUCAGUGGUCGGACGUUUGUUUAAAGUGCAAAACAAUGCAUUUUCAGUGCUUGUGUACCAUUACAGAGACUUCAUCCGUUUGGGCAUUUCACAGGUUUCAUACAGUGUUCAUGUCAUUUUGUAUUCUAAGAAGCACAUAAAAUCUUUUGACCCACAUAUCUGUUAUGUAGUCAUAUUUGUUAUGGAGAUUAUUGGUAUCCUACUGUAUAUUACCACUAUAUACAGUCUAUUGAUGUUGUUUAUAUAUUUCAUUAUAAUCACUGAUGUAGCCAAGCUUUAGGCACUUGAGUGCACCUUAAUUGUUUGUAAAUUUCCAAAAUACUCAAAAAUUGUUAUUAUUUUGUAUAUGUAGAUAAUCAUUAUACUUUGACUAUCUUCAAAUAUACUGUAAGUUAUUCAUUUUUAUAUUAAAUAUAUAUAUAUUUAAGUGAUAUUAAUUUUUUUUUUGUAAAAGGAUUGGAGUGCAAUGAAAUCAUUUUUAAUCAAUCAGAAAAAAAAGAGUUAAAAAACAAAAGAAAUUAACAUUUUCAGCACUGAUUGUGAACCUUUUCUCCGUUUGUGUUUUGUACUUGUAAUAAAAUGUUCUAUUUUGAUUGUUUGUUCUGUUGCAUGUUUUGGACAGC